Umbelopsis ramanniana AG is the source of this 343-nucleotide messenger RNA. RefSeq lists its product as uncharacterized. Lineage: Eukaryota; Fungi; Mucoromycota; Umbelopsidomycetes; Umbelopsidales; Umbelopsidaceae. The coding region runs from base 107 to 307 and encodes 66 amino acids. The transcript has a single exon. The record is from RefSeq and is a predicted model, not a curated record.
GUCUGCUAUGAAGCCGAUGCCCUUUGUGAUAUGAUUGUAUGUAUGCAUUACUCAUGCGCAGAUCCUCUAUACAUAUCAUGGUAACACAUUCGUUGCCUUAAAGGCAAUGGGCAUCAUGGAUGCCGUUAAGCACCGCUACCUUAGUUCGCUUGUAAUGGCCAUUCAUUCAAGCCCAACAGUGCAAGACACUGAAAGUGAACAGCUAGAGUUUUCGAUAAAAUAUCUGAAUCAAGAUGGAGAUCCUGGGCAGUUGGCAAAGGCUGUGGCGCAUCUGAAUAGUCAUCUGCAAAGAGUUGAGGUACAUUGAUUUGCGCAAACAAAAUACAGCAUCAUUCAAUGGUUU